Molecule: messenger RNA, 792 nt
Organism: Oppiella nova
Lineage: Eukaryota; Metazoa; Arthropoda; Arachnida; Sarcoptiformes; Oppiidae
Source: the annotation of a GenBank genome assembly
GCCACCCGGGCUGACCCCGACCAGGACGCCGUCCACGUGCCGCCCGGUCUCGUCACGUACGUCGGCGUACGACUGGUCAACAUUACGCGACUCCCGGCCCCCUAUCCGGACAAAUGCUCCGACGAAUGGCAGGACCAGACUCUGGAGCUUUGGGCCAAACACUUGAGUUACGACACGUACUCCACGCAGAUAUGUCUGAAGCUAUGUCUGCAACGGUUUACUAUCAAACACUGCAAAUGCUGGUCGUCCUCAUCCCCGCCCCCGCACACAGACGUCUUGCAGUGCAACACAAGGAAUAAUAAAAGCCAGGAGGAGUGCACUGAGAUGAUCCGGCUCAUGUACUACAACCAGACCAUUGACUGCCAGUGUCCGCCCCGGUGUGAGGAACGGACGUUCGAGAAGUUCGUGUCGACCGGCAAAGAGUUGCCCCAAUGCUCGGCCCUCUCGUCGCCCGGGAAGGAGGCGUCCGCUGAGGAAAAAGAAAACUUCGCGAAAGUUGUCAUAUAUUUCCAGUCAUUGAGUUAUCAGGAGAUCAAUCAGUUUCCCAAAUAUACAUUGACGGCACUGUUGGGUGCGAUCGGAGGCAUUUUGGGCGUCUAUUUGGGCUUUUCAUUCAUCGCUAUCUUCGAGUUGAUUGAAGUGAUCAGUCGUUAUGUCAUGUGCUCAUCGAAGUCGCCGAAGAAGCAAAAGGCGCACAAAAAGUCCGAUAAUAAUCAUAAUAAUCAUAAAUCAAGUCAUAAGUCGAAAGACAAUACUGUUUGGUCGACACCGACCACGAAGAAGGCCUUUGAA